Molecule: messenger RNA, 447 nt
Organism: Penicillium oxalicum
Lineage: Eukaryota; Fungi; Ascomycota; Eurotiomycetes; Eurotiales; Aspergillaceae
Exons: 1
Coding region: 1-447 (148 amino acids)
Source: RefSeq, a predicted model, not a curated record
AUGGCGUCCAACGCCUUUUCCUCCUCCACCGUCCCCUGGGUGUCCGUCAGCUUCGUCAGCAUUGCUCGAAGUUUUGCGGGCGGUAUCAUGCUUCUGACACCCCAGCUGGGGGGAAAAUUCUUCGGAAUACCGCUUGCACCAGAAACCAAUGUGCUUGGCCGUCUCUUCGGAAUUCGAGAUCUGACACUGGGGCUGCUGCUAUGGAAGGUUUCCUCCGCAUUCUCGGGACGCGCACCUCAGGUUGGCGCGGCUUUGGUUGGUCAUUCAGCAAGGGACUUCAAACAUGUCCUUGUGAUCGGGGCAAUCGUCGAUUCUGUGGAUGUAAUCAGUUGUUUGAUCAGCGCUUGGCACGGAGAAAUUGAAGGCAAGGCCCUUUUCUGGGGGCCCUUUGGAGCAGGAUUGUUCGCUGUGUUGCAGCUGUUGGCUUGGAGGAAGGUCAAAGGUUAG